CUUAAUUACUGCGUCAUUUUCGGUACCGGUUCGUACGGUAUGGUACAUUGAAUUACAGAGCGAAACGAAUUUUUCAAGGUGCGAGAAAAUCAUUUCUGUUGUUGUUGAUCAAGUAAUCAAGUAAGAGUAGCGUUCGGCUGUACUACGUACCUCGCACGAUAGUUUGACUACUGGAAAAAAAGCUCAUCGGAUUGUUCAUAACUACUAUCCCUCAAUUUUAGAUGACCGAAGACGAGGUGCCAACGAAUACUACGAACAUUGUCAUGGGUAACUGUCUUGGAGCUUCCGACGAACCACCAGCACCGGAACCAGCACCCCGUUCCAAGGGCUCUGGAAGUGGUUCGAAACCGGUGAGAAAUUAAUACUUUCAAGAAGAUUCAUUCAUUUGUACUUGAAUUAACUUGAUCGGUUUCAAAAAUAGAACGGACCAACCAAUCUCAUCUCAUCUCAUCUCAUCACGUCGUAUCGUAUCCGAUCUGGUUGUCAAUAUUUAUCUUUUCUUCUCUCCAUUCUACAUGUUUAGUCGUCGGGUAGUAAAUCAAAAUCCAAGAAGAAAUCCUCCUCUGAUGGAUUAGUGGAGGGGUCGUCCACCGGAAAACACUUCAGCGAAGUCUACAAGCUUGGAAAGCAGGUGCGUUACGGUAGAUCGAAAAAUGGGUGUUGCGUUCCGGGAUGAAUGAAUGAUUCUACUCCCAAAUAUGCGACAACAUGUCAAACAAUAGUCUGAGCAUUUGAGACAGUUUUUCCCCAAACAAUAACUCACCACCCGUGCCUGUUGCCGUUACGUAUUGAUCCAUAUUGUUUUAUCUGUUUUGACAUUGUUGAUCUUAAUGAAUAACUUCUGCGCUUCGUCCUUGUUUCAAACGCGUCUUUUUAUGAUCAUCAAAUCUCCCAUGUGUCAUCGAUUUUGGCCUUUGAAUUUUCGUUGUGUUGAAUAAAAUGCAAAAUAUGAAAUCAUAGCUCGGAGAAGGUGCCUUUUCUGUCGUCAAGGAAGGACAGAACCGCCAGUCGCAAAAAUCAUUUGCGAUCAAGAUUGUUACAAAGGCAAAGCUUUCAAAGGAAGACGAAGUCGCGCUCAAAGAUGAGAUCGACGUGCUAAAGGAUAUGGAACAUAAGCACAUUAUCCGUCUGUACGAUGUAUUCGAGGAACCUCACCACUAUUACUUGGUAACCGAAAAGAUGGGUGGUGGCGAACUUUUUGAUCGAAUCGUUCAAAAAUCCUACUAUAAUGAAAAGGAAGCUCGUGACACGUGCUUGAUUCUGUUAUCUGCCAUUCACUACUGUCACGACCAGAAGGUCGCUCAUCGUGAUUUGAAGCCGGAGAACUUGUUGUUGACUGUGAGUGUGAAAAGUCGACGACUAUUGGAAAUCAUCUCUGUUUUUCUUCUGGGAUCUCAAUUUAAUAUUCUCGGUUUCUUUUGUCGUCGUUUGAUAAAUGCCUUUGCGAUUGGAAUUUUUCGAAUUGAGUAGAGUGAAAAGGAUGAUUCAUCUAUUAAGAUCGCAGAUUUCGGUUUUGCUAAGAGGGUGAAAACACCCAAAUCUUUGACAACUCAGUGUGGAACGGUAAGCCAAAAACAUAUGAAUUCURUUUCCUCCCGUCUUUUUUGGGUUUCACAGUGAAUACAAAACACGGCUCGAUUUUACUUGUUGCUUAAGUACUAACUUGGCAUUUUUUUGGGUGCAUCACGAACUACUUUGAUGACGCUGCCGAAACCGGAAUUCGGGAAACUCGGAACCGCAUUUGAAAAAYUGAAACCGAAAAACAGCCUGGAUACGUAGCGGCUGAAAUUCUAGAAGGACAGCCCUACGACACUCAGGCAGACAUGUGGUCUAUCGGUGUGAUUGUAUACAUUCUUCUCGGAGGUUACCCGCCCUUCAUCGAAUCAAAUCAACGGACGCUCUUCCGUAAGAUCCGAAAGGGACAGUACGAAUUCCAUGAGGAGUACUGGGGACAAGUUUCCGAGGACGCGAAGGAUUUGAUUCGUAGUUUGCUGACUGUGAACCCUGACAAACGUCUCAGUGCGACAAAGGCGCUUUCGAACAAAUGGAUUGGUGCCGAUGCUUCUACGCUUGCCAGUAUGGAUCUUGGAACCAAUCUUGAGAAGUUCAAGCAGUUCAAUGCCAAGCGCAAAUUCAAAGCCGCAGUCAGCACCGUCAUGGCGGCUAACAAAAUGCAGUCGCUUGGGAUCAAUUUCAAACAAAAUCUGGAUUAAGAGGUGUACUGUGCAUUGCGUUAUUAUUAAUGGUUUUUUAGUCAGGGAUUGAAUAUGGUGCAUCACAGAAACUGAUCCAUGCGACACACAUUACGGGAGAACCCCGGGAAUCGCAGUGAAUAACAUUAUUGUCAUGUUUACGUCUUCACAGAAGCGUAAGCGUAGUUAUAAUGUCUAGUAAUACUUGUUAGAUAAAAUGAKAUGCGUUCGUUCUACUUUUUUGAUACCCGCCGAAUUUGAUGUUGCCUUUCACCAMCUGAUAAUUUCGGAUCCUAUUGGUUAGUGCUUUGCGUCGGAACAUGAGAACUCGAGUUUUCAUAUCGCUUUGGCACGGCUCCAAACAUGAAUUUACUCCUUAAAUCGUACUCUACCGAUGUUCUCACACCAACCAUCUCAUCACCCUAGAGCACUUGUGCCUUACAAGAGACCAUUGCUUGCCAUAAAGCCCGCCACCAAUG
Molecule: messenger RNA, 2671 nt
Organism: Pseudo-nitzschia multistriata
Lineage: Eukaryota; Bacillariophyta; Bacillariophyceae; Bacillariales; Bacillariaceae
Source: the annotation of a GenBank genome assembly